Molecule: messenger RNA, 3431 nt
Organism: Amphibalanus amphitrite
Lineage: Eukaryota; Metazoa; Arthropoda; Thecostraca; Balanomorpha; Balanidae
Exons: 6
Coding region: 161-3052 (963 amino acids)
Source: RefSeq, a predicted model, not a curated record
CUGUGCGUGGUGCGUGUCCCUGGUGCGUGUCUCGUGGUUGCGCGCGCAGUGCGGUUUCAAACCUUUCGAAGGGGGCUCGCGACUCGCUGUCUGCGGUCGCAGCAAGGCCUGCCAGUGCUGGUAGACAGCUUAGAUACAGUGUGUAUUAAAAGGCAGUGAUAUGAAGCCUUGGUUUGGUCUAAAGCAGGCUACGGUGAACAGUGAGCCAAGGGCCUGUCCUUGCCCUGCGAAAAAGAGAGUGAGAAGUGCUUGCAGGUGUGGACAUUGCGGAUGGAAAGGCACGGAGCAAAGCAUUUACAAGCAUACGAAAGCAAGACAUCCUGGCCAGCCUGUGCUAAAAGCGUUCAACAACAGUCAUUUUGGCCCUGGCAGGCGCUUUGACUGGACCCAAAGAGGCUCGGCGCAUGUCACUGUUGCUGUGCCACUUUCUUCAAUCUCAGGACAACGUGGUGCACCAUCCAGUGCGCCUAACUCUGGGACGAGUCCUGCCUCGUCAGAGAGGGAGGCUAUGGACGAUCCUACCACUCCUAUGGACGAUCAUCCAACCACAACUGGAACUGCAGCACCUGAUUUGGAACCUGAGCAACGUGAAGCUGUAGUCCAUAUCUCCGCUGGUGAACCUUCUAAAGAAAGGAGUUAUCGCCAACAUCAACCAAGCUCUUCCACAGACAUCGGCCACCAGCGACAUACCUCUGACAAGACAGGUCUCGGAGUGUCGGUGGAGUGCAGACUACGACGCAUCGAGGAGAGCCUGCUAGAAGUGAAACAGACGCUAAAGGGUGGCCAGCGAGAGUCACGUGUGUGUGCCGACAAGGACACAGAGGCGCGCAUUAACUCGGCACGUGACAUGGAUUCUCUUCUUGAGGCGGUUUCUGAUCACCGAUGGGUUGCGAUGCCGGAUCGUAACAUCGUUGUUUGCGAGCUGUGCGUCCCAAACAUGGGUCCCGAGGUCGAGCUCGAUCGAAACAAAAACAACGUCCAUGGUAUAUGCCGCUAUACCUUUUCAGCCGGAACCUCUUUUCCACGGCCAAUGACGAUACCAAAGCCGUUUACCCGUCUGAAAGAGUCUGUGAAACACCACAUCGCAUCCAAAAGGCACAGAGAUGCUGUGGAAAAGGCCAAGAGAGACUCGGCACAUGCUGAAACACGUGAGCGUUUAAGGCAAAGUGCUUGCAGAAACUCCUUGAUGGCGGCAUACCACGUUAUGAAACAUUCUCUGGCCCGUGUGAUGUACGAAAACACUAUAGUGCUUUGUGAUCUCACUGGAUCAAAGAUGGGCGAUCUUUGCCACUCUGGUCCCCAAAUGCAGCGCUUUAGGCAUGCCUUCAGUGACGUUGUCCUGGAUCAUGUAGCACGCUACGUUGAGCGGAUGCCCUGCGUUGGUAUUGUGGCGGACAAGGUGACAGUACAGCACCGGACUGUGGACAUCACCGGGAUAUUAACGCUUGUCCCAGAAGCUCAUUGCGAUGAGCUAAUUCAGAGCUUUGUAAUUGGUGCCCCAGUGGUAGCGCACCAUGAUGGCGAAUCCCUUGCGGAGGAGUGGGUGAACACUGUGAAGCGAGUGAACAUUCAGGACACGGCUAAAAUAGCCGCUGUCUGUACAGAUGGACAAUACCACGGUGCCGAUGUUCCUGCCAAAUUCUUGGCGAAACUGCAGUCCAGCCACUCGGACUACGCGGCGCGUUCAAGAUCACCAUCCGUUCCGUGCUUGUGGGACAACGCGCACUUACUGGACCUCGCCGAGAGCAGUGCGAGAAGGGAGCUGUCUUCCAAGUGGGUGGAUGAUGUGGUCGACGCCAUCAGCCGCGUCGUUAAACGGUUUUCCUACGGGAAAGGCCGCGAGGUUUUCAUAGCGGCGGGCAAACGCAUGGGGAUAGAAACCAGAGGCUUGCUCCUUUGGUCAGAGACCCGUUUUUCCCCUCACGCUGCCAAUGUCAUCGAGGCAUUCGUCACAAACCUGCCGGUACUGGCAGUCGCUCUGGAGGACCAGCUAGUGGCCAGCUGUGCCUCAGCGGGCAGCCGUACAGUUCAGCAAGCCGAGAUCAAGCAGGACAUCAAACUUCUGAAAGAUGCGUCAUUUCGGGCGCGCCUACUGGCGCUGCUAGAUCUCUACUCGGUUAUGUCGAGGACAAGCAAGUCUCUUCAGAACCUUCAGCUACUCCCAUGGCAGCGUCAGAACACGUACGAGGAGAUGGUGAAUGACCUUGGCGAGAAAAGGAAAAAGCUGGGCUUUUUUCAACAGAGAGGCUCCGCCGCAAUGUCUGCACUUCAAAUCCAAGAAAUGCUUCAGGAAGGCGACGACGAUGACAUGGCGGCGUUCUGGCCGAACCUCUCCAAAUGCGGCACAAACCUGCCUCAGUCAGUGGUGAAGGAAAUAUUGGCGUUCACGCGAGCCCUGGAGUCUCACUGCGCCAGCAGAGAACAUGGUGUGGACGCCAGAGGGCGGACGCGGGGCUGCCACAAUCUGCAACUGAAGGAGAAGAUGGUCCAGGUCAGACAGGCAGCAGAUCUCGAGAGGCUUCAACAAUCUCCCACCUCAUCCGCCAUCACCGAGGUAGGAAGGGCGCUGAGUGCCCUGCAGCACGCUUCGUUGAUUCCAACCGCUCCGAUUCCCUGGGAAUCAGUCGCUGCUACUUUCAAGGAACUGAAAAGCAUGCAGCAUGGCACCAACCAGAAACUGUUCAAGGAACUCUGGCUCAGGGAUGACCAUCGUCUCCUGCCUUACUUGAGUGUAGUGGCGCGUCUGUGGCUAUUGAGCCCGUCCGAAAGCGUAGUAGAGAGUAUGGCCUCGGUGGUGAAGGCCGUGUUCGGUGUAUCGUCGUCCCGCGUCCUUGACCAUGGCAACGCCGAAAAAGAGCUCAUCGUUAGAUGGAACGGCCCUAGCGUGCCGCAGGCUGACGGUCUAAUAGCGGCAGUCGUGCAGAAGUAUCCUCACCUGGAUAACUUCGUCAGGUCCACGCUGUCACAGCAGGUGGAAGGCAAAGUGAUAGCCCGCCACAAAGCUCACAGAUGUGCAAAAUCGCAUAUAUAUCCGCGCACUGCACCGAGCUAAGUGAAGAGGUGUGUAGUGCGAUGUGAUAGCAGUAGCUCCCAUGUGUUUGCUGUAUCUAUUCUGCACCCUUGUAAUGUUUCGUUGUCCUCGAAUGGUGUUACAGUCACGUGCUGAGCAGCAUAUAAGUGAUGAUACAUUGGAGGCUGUCAGAGCCCAGCUCACUCACUUUUGACAUUGGUUGUAAGUGAAAUGAAGUGUACUUGGAUGUAAAAUCAAUGAAGUUUUACAUUUGUAAAUUGCCAUUGUUCCGCAACAAUAUUACCAAUACACCAUGCUUGUGUAUCUGCAGCGCUAUUUGUCAUUGCUAUGCUUUGUGACCUUUUUACGCAUACGUCUAUAACAUUUUUUGCAAUAUCUGUAAGACCAACCUUACAGUUAA